Molecule: messenger RNA, 2607 nt
Organism: Psilocybe cubensis
Lineage: Eukaryota; Fungi; Basidiomycota; Agaricomycetes; Agaricales; Agrocybaceae
Exons: 3
Coding region: 1-2607 (868 amino acids)
Source: RefSeq, a predicted model, not a curated record
AUGAAGCAACCACUUUCCCCCUCAUACAUUUCCCGUUCCUCAGCAAUGUCAGAGCUUGAUAGCCUCUCCGACUCCGACUGGCUCGACAUCGCCAGUGGCAGAGACUCAGAUGACAAUGAUUCACUCAGCGACCAGGACAGCGAUCGCGACGAGAUCAGCUCGAUGCCACGGUCUCGCAGGUCUUCGAUAAGCAACGGCGACUCUGUGAGCAGCGACGUUGAGGCUUGGGAGGGCUUUGUGUCCGACGGCGGCGACGAGGCAGAGGCUAUCACUGGCAUGUAUACUGUGCCACUUCCGUCUGCUCUGGGGGCUCAACCGCUUGUGCUAGGGUUUGACCCCAUAGUACCGAUAGUCGACGAAGCCAUCGCAGCGGAGGACAGGCGAGUUAGGGAAGCCCUUGACCAGAGCUUUGUAGGCACCCUGAGCGCCUCUGCCCGCGCUGCCACAGGCAGUGCACAUACUUCCAUUCGCGAUCUUCGUCUUUCAUUUCCCGACCCCAUAACCAGCUCUAGAGAUGAAUUGCAUAGGUCCUACGAGACGGUAUCUUCACCUACAGAGACGACCCUUACCUCCACCACCGACAACGAUGACAUCGUUCCCGGUACAGAGCCUGAAUCUAGCCAUAUGCCUUCAGAACUCCCGGCGCCCCCUCCGAUUGAGGAUCCGGGUCUGCCAUCUACAACACCCGCGGUCCAACAUCACGAGGUCCAACCCCUUGAGACUGCUGAGGAGACGAAGGCGCAAGCCGAAUUAGAAAUAGUUCUCUAUGGCGCUUCUUCCGAGGUUAAGUGCAAAUUUGUCCAGGAGUUGAUCCAUAGUGCCACAACUGCAUCUGGUUACACCCCUGUUGAUAAACUUCGCGAGGGGGAACAUAUCCAGACUCUCCGUUUCACCAAGAGCUCUGACAACAUCUCAAAGUUCUUCAACGCCAUCGAUAUCUCAGACCGAACCAACAACAUCGUUGGCGUCGACAACGUUGAUCGUUUCGAUUGUCCUUCUUUGGCCGUUGUAUACUUACCGACUGUCAAACUUCCCGUUCUAGCCUGGCACGAUGCUUACCUUCCUGUAGUCAUUCCCACUCCUGACUCAGAGCUCGACGAUGCCGUCAUGCUUCAGAACGCUGAAGAUGACUGGGACCUCCUUGCCAUCCCUUCGAACAGAGUAGUCAAGCUCGGGACAUCUAAAUCAUCUAUCUUCAAUCCCAAGGACUUGGUGCAGCUUAGCUCUGUGCAAAUUCUACAGAUUCUCCGUGGAAUUGGCCGUGAUACCAAGAAGAUUACUGCACUGAAGCCGCUUACUGAGCAGGUCAAGUCCGUCAACGCGGUCACUUUGUUCGCUCUUAUGUCGAUAAUCAUGGGCUUUGCAUUCAACACGGCGUUCCGCUCUCCCACCCCUUCCCCAACACCCACUGUCAAUACACCUUCUGGAGGGACGUCGCAUGCAAGCCAGUUAUGGGGCCUCUUCGCAACCCAGCCCAAUAAGUCUAUCCUUGCAUCAUCUAUGGGGACUACCCCGGCGUCCACUCCCGGUUUAGGCGUUGGUUCCUUGAAAGACAUGGCCUUAUCUGUCUUUAACCCCGGUAGCACAUCACUCUCUGUGACGCCCCCGCUGACAUCUAAGAGCCUCAGUGUGGCUAGUGUUGCAUCCAAAGAGGUCUCACACACCAAUGGCCAUACCAAGGCGGUAUCCGCGACCAAGUGCCAACAAUGCCCGGCUGAUACCAGCUCCAGCAAGGCGGGAGUCGAUAAGGCGCGCGUUUUUACCGAUGUCGCCGUCAAGUCUACCGCAACUGCGCUUUCCAAGGUCUCGUACAUGACACCUGCAGUGUCUUCUCAUGCUCAGGUCAACGAUGCCUCUACUGCCUCCGGCUCCGGUUCCGGGACAUCCGUCGAGCGGCUCACCGUCCUCCCCACCUCUGGGAGCAGCACCGGCGCUGAACAACCUCUCGGCGUGAGCAUGAAUGUGAACCUGAACGCCGUCUCCUCCGCUCUCGACGCGACAACCAAAGCGCUCGUCUCGUCGCUCAGCAACGUGAAUGCGGGCGUGAAUCCGGAUAGCAUCUCUGACCGACUCUCGUCGACGCUGUCUGCUGCCGACACGUUGCUCAGUAACCUGCGCGCGCAGACGGACGUUGUGAUCCGCUCGUCGAAGGGGAAGGCGCGCGCACUGAGCACGCACCUUGUCAGUCUCCCCGAGCGCGUGGAUAGGCGCAAUAGACGCGCGAGGCGUAGGGCAAAGCAGCUCCGGGAGAAGGGGGAGAAGAUGGUCAAAGGCGUGAGCGAGACUGUGAGGGAGAGAACCGAGAGGGCGAGGAGGAGGGCCAGGGAGUUGGGUGGGGCGGUAGUUGGUGUCGGUGCUGAUGUGUGGGGCAGCUAUGAAAGAGCUCAAGGAGACUGGGAGGGGGUCUUGUCGAAUGCCCGUGUGGCUACCAAGAGAAACAACGGUCAGGCAAAGAGAACCAACGAAGGAGCCGACAAAGAUAAUAAAGUUAGAAGGUGGGAGGGAAGGGACAAGGAGAAUAUCAGGCCACCAGCAGAGACUAGGAAUUGCUGGAAAGAUAAGCUUUCCAUCCGCAGGCAGAUGAGAAGAGGUUUGGAUUACCUUUGA